UGUACGUAAAGGAUUCAUGUGAGACAGCUAAGACAAGACGACUUGCCUCUUCUGGGCUACUGCUAAGGGCAGGAGAAGGACCGAGGGACGAGAAUAUCGUAUGACGGUGAAUAUCUGACUUGAGGAUUUUUGCAGGAUUGUAGGUGUUAAACCUGGACAAAGGAUGUUUCAUCUGGGAUAGGGUGCUCUGCACUCACCCUGCAGAGUCAAAAUUGAGAUGGUGGCACCAAUAUAAUGAGGAUGAGCCAGCCAGAAGAAAGUGAGAUGAUUCCACAUGAAGACUUCUGUGACUUUCUGUGCUAAUGACAAUUUGUACCAUAAGGAGAAGGCAGAAUUAAAAUACAAAUAAAAGGACAAACUGUCAAACAAUGGACUUCUUGACAUCAUACCUCUCUUAAACCAAAACAAUCCAGAGAAGUAGCACAAAGUAAGCAAGGACACAUAAAGACCGCCAUCAUGAAGUCCCACCAGGAACGCAGUAAUGAAUGCCUACCUCCAAAGAAGAGAGAGAUCCUGGCACUUGAGGAGAGACAGGUGCUGGUAGCAUCAACCAUGAAUGAAAGCCAAAGUGGGGAGAAUCUAGCAUGGCUUGCUAGUGUAGCCAGCAUGGCCAGCAUGGCCACGGUUACCAACCAUGUUCCAUCAAAGAACAACAAUAUUGAAGCUGACAGUCCUCAACCACCAUCAGCCAAGGCUCAAACUAUAGUGACAGAGUACCUACCUUCCACCUCUGCUUUCAACAGCAACUUGUCAUCUUAUUCAAGCUCCACACCCAAAGGCGGCCUUUCUGGGGCUACAACAAUAACAGCCAACCCUGCUGUCCUCUCCUCCAAUCAUCCUCAAUCAACAGCAUCCAUCCAGCCUAGCCAGCUUCCUAAUCUACAAAUUAUCGGUCCUUACACCAGCUACAUUUCCUCCCAGAUAGUGCCGACUGCAGCCAGUCCAACCCAGUCAUGUGGACCCACACAAGAGGUCUAUGCCACUACUGCUGUCAUCCCACAGGCUUCUAAUGGAAACCCACAGAAGCAACAUGUUAUUUCAGCCUUACCUAAUGUAGCUCAAACUACCAGCCAGUGUAUUCAGGUAGAGGGCACUCAUAUUGGUUUGCCAGUAAUCUCCCCAACUUCACAAAUACCCCUUCAACUUCACCCUCAUUCAGCUGUUCUGGCUUCUCAUGGCCUGACUCUUGCUCCCUCUCAGGUUCUUGUGCAUUAUGCCGAUGGCCUCAUCACCAAACAACCUGACUCUCAGAGCAGAGACUUGCAAAAUGGUGCUCUGGAGGAGGUCACGGUGGUCAAACACAGCACUAAUAUGGUAAAAGGAGUAUCAAACAAACCAGAGAGUGAUAUCAGCCAAAGGUAUAAUCAAAACCUGGGCCUUCAGACCCAAGCUCAGGUCUUGAUCUCUGCUGACUAUGCCACUCAUGACAGUGUAGGACUUCAGACAUCGGUCAUGCUAGUGUCAAGCAACCAUCUAGUGGCCAGUAACACCACUGAGCUUCAGAAUCCAUUAAAUAAAGAUCAAACAUCCCUGGCUCACACUGAAAGAACGGGACUUUCAGUGUCUAAGCCAAUCCCCAGAGUUCCCACUCUUACUCUCUCAUCAUCAGAAAACCUUGCAGCAUCAUCUCUAGCUUCAAACCUCUCUCCUCACACAGUCCUACAUACAUCUCCCCCUGCAGCUAUGCAGGAGCUCUCCACAAGCCUCUUCUCAACCACACAGCUGCCUAUUAUUGGCUAUAUUACUAGUACAUCCGGGGAAUCCCAGCAGGCAGUGGCUAGUUACCAUAGCAACCUCCCACAGCAUCUAAUAAUCUCAGGUAGCCCUUCCCUUCUGAUCCCUGUGAGUGCUGGUAACAUCAACACGUCAUCAUCCUCUGAGACAGUGGUUACUCGCUGUUCUAUUCCCACCAUUUCUCCUGCCAACAUACAGACUGUAGCCACAGGCCUUUCUCAGGCCUUUAUUAGUACAGCCACACCUGCUAUUACAACCUCUGUCAUUUCCAAUGGCAAAGAGGUCAUUGGCCCAGAGGUCCAACCCCCAACAACUGUGGUUCAGAAUUCCACCCAGAUGCAGCUGCCUGUUCUUUCAUCAGGUGUAGUGGCAUCGCCUGCUCGUCCAGCUCCUGUGCUUACCCCAACUCUUACAAGCCCUCAGAAUGCACCCCUAUCUCCUUCAUCACCGCUGCCUCCAUAUUUUAUGAAGGGAUCCAUCAUCCAGUUGGCAGACGGAGAGCUAAAGCGAGUGGAAGACUUAAGGACAGAGGACUUCCUACAGAGCGCAGAAGUAAGCAAAGAACUAAAAAUCGACUCAAGCACAGUUGAACGGAUAGACUCCAGCAGAACCCCCGAUGCAGUUAUCAUACAGUUCUCAGUUGGUGAACAGAAAGCACAGGUAUGUGUGGAAGUAGUGGUAGAGUAUCCAUUCUUUGUGUUCGGUCAGGGUUGGUCCUCCUGCUGCCCAGACCGCACUACCCAGCUAUUGGCACUAUCCUGUGCCAAGCUCUCCGUGGGUGAUGUCUGCAUAUCCCUCACCCUUAAGAGCCUGAGGAAUGGUGCAUUAAGAAAAGACCAAACCUUUGAACCUGUAAAGAACAAUAAUUACACUGAUUUAAAAGCACCCAAGACCAACGGACAAGUUGGAGAAAGGUCAGCUCAAAGAGGUAAUCAGAGAGAUGGAAACAUUGUUCGAUUAGGAGGAAAACAGAAGAGUGACAGCCCUGAGAGUUUUACUUUUAGUAAGAGUGUGAUCAUCUCAAUGGAUGGUGAGAAAAAGUCUCAAAGUGUAAUGAACCGCAAAAGAAGGUGGUCUGCUCCAGAAAAAGGGGAUAUAGGAAAGUCAAAAGAGGGCGAACUUCCUGUGGUUCUACCCAAACUAUCUUUCCUCUCACAAGAGGUCAAGGUCAGCAUAGAGGGAAGGUCCAGCAUGGGCACCUGUGGUCCUUCAGGUGGCUAUAAUGUGUCAACUUGACCUAAAAAAUGAAAGGUUUUGGAAAGGAAUCUUCAAAGCAGAGGCUUAUUGUUGUUAAAUCUAUAAAAAUACAUUGGACGGAUACAACUGUUACAAAACUGUGUGUGUUCUUCACUGGGCAAACAAAACACA
This is a messenger RNA of Trichomycterus rosablanca, 3102 nucleotides long. It is a transcript of the gene atxn1b, whose product is annotated as ataxin 1b. Lineage: Eukaryota; Metazoa; Chordata; Actinopteri; Siluriformes; Trichomycteridae. Gene Ontology annotation, cellular component: nucleus. Gene Ontology annotation, molecular function: protein binding; RNA binding. Gene Ontology annotation, biological process: negative regulation of transcription by RNA polymerase II; nervous system development. The record is from RefSeq and is a predicted model, not a curated record. The transcript is spliced from 3 exons. Bases 457 to 2970 code for a protein of 837 amino acids.